AGUAGACGUCUGUGACUGCCGCUGAGUAGUUUGGUUGUUGUAUUUUCUUUCAUAAAAAAAAAAUCUAAUCAAAAAGGGAAAUUGAGGCUUUUGUAUCAGAGUGGAAUAGGAGCAAAUAAAAAAUUUUGUGCUUGAGCAAGCAAGAAAAAAAAAUUUCACGUAUUAAGCAUUAAGCCGAAAAAUCAAUUUUUGUCAAAAUAAAAUAAAAAAUUUGAAAAAUCAGAAAAAAAUUUGUAAAUUUAAAUAAAAAAAAACAUUUGACAUUUAAAAGUCAAAAAAAAAUUAAGGCAUUUUACUGUUUAGUGGAUUGUAUAAUUCAAUUGAUUUGUGAUCAAAUUCCUAUCAAGCGUGAGAAAAGAAUUAGAGGAAGAGCAGCCAAAAAGUGAAAAUAAAUUGAAUAAAGCAAAAAAGGAUAUAUGUGUGCACAUGAAAAUGAAGAAUUUAAAUUGGAAAAUUCGUGAAAAAACAAACAGAAUGUAAUGUGAUUGAGUGUUUUAUGCUAUUCAAUCGCAUGUCAAUAUAGGAAAAAUAUACAUAUACAGAAAGCAAACGAGAAGAGAAACUUAAAUUUUAGUGUACAUUAUAACGAAUUGAAUGCUUAGCGUUGCAUAAAAUGCAUCAAUAGAGUAAAUAGAAAUUGAAGAUAGGAAAACGUGGAAACAUUUUUUAUUAAGAGAAGGAGGAACUGACGUUCAUCAUCAAUAUUCAAAACGAGGAAGAAUAUUUAAAUAUAAAGUGAGAUAAUAACGGUAAAAGUUUUAUUGUGUCGGUGUCGUGCGGGCAAAGUGAAGAUAUAGUGGUAGCAAGGAGAAGGAAGAGAUAAAAGAUUGAAAGAAAAAAAAAACUACAUAAAUAACAAAGGAUAGUAGGAGCAAGAACUGCAAAUUCCAACAACAGACAACUAGUAGCAUAUAUGUUGAAAAAUUGAAUCAAAUGAUAGAAUUUGCAAGCUGAACGACAGUCAAAAAACGUGCGAGAGAGAGAAAGAUCAAUGAAAAUAAAAAUGGCAGCAUUAAGUCACAUGCUUUAUACAAUAAUUCUCCUAUAUCUAUGUGCUAUACCGAUAGAGAGUCGUCAUCGUGAACGAGAUCGUAAGAAACAUCGCGAGCCAUCAUCACUUGCAUCCCAGCAACAUCAUAUUAUCGAGUCAAAAGUCAUGCCAAUUAAUUUAUGUUCGAAGCAACGUGAUAUGAAGCUGAUGUGUCAUUGUACGCCGGAUAAUAAUGACAAUGGUAAAGCACAUAAAGCAGAAUGCUGGAUAUUUCGUUCUGAUUUGUCAAUUCGUGAUCCAGAUUGGACAGCAUUUCAUACACAAACCCAAUUACAAAGUUUAGUGUUUUCAGUUCACGGUUCUGGUAAUUUAUCUUUCAUUCCUACAUCUGUCAUUCAACCGUUGAAACACUUGGAGAAAUUGACAAUCGAAUACGCUCAAAUUCAUGAAAUAUUUGGUUUCGCGUUUGGCAAUUUUACACGAAUACACAAUAUUUCACUACCAAAUAAUCAAAUUAGAGUCAUCAGUGCAUAUGCAUUCGCAAAUCAUAUGGAGCUACAAGAACUAAACAUAUGUCGUAAUGAAAUUUAUGAGAUUGAUCCAUUUGCAUUUAUCAACUUACCGAAUUUGAGUCGCUUGAAUUUAGAGCGUAACCGCAUCGAGAUGUUACAUGAAGAUACAUUUGAGAAUCUCGAUAAAUUGAGUGAACUCUCAUUAAGUCACAAUAUUAUUGAUGUGAUAACGCGCGAGACUUUCAAGGGUAUCGGUAAUCUAUGGAUCCUGAAGCUUGACAACAACAAAUUGAGAUAUUUGGGUGACAACAUGUUCUCUGAACUCUGGAGUCUCAUUGAAUUAGAUUUGGGUCACAAUGUUAUUGAGAUUAUAACCGGAAGGGCAUUUGAUGGACUGAAUAAUUUAAAACGAUUAAAGCUCGACUAUAAUAGAAUGAAAUCUCUUGAACCAGGAACAUUCGCACCGACACCUGCAUUAACAUACUUAAAUCUCAUGAGAAAUUCAUUGGAAUCUAUCACCAUGAUCACAAUACAACCCCUGAUGAAUAAUCUCGUUAAUCACACUAGCAUGAUGCUCAUCAAAGAUAACGACUUCAUUUGUGAUUGCCGACUCGCAUGGAUUUAUGAUUUGAGAAAUCUCACAAAAAAUUUUGAAUUAAGAUAUUCAUUAGAGGAGGUUGAAUGUCGAAAGCCGAGGGAAGAAAAGCCAAGUUUGGAUGUGGGAUAUGAAAAUGUUUUGAAGCAGCAAAAUGACUACAGUGAUGACGAAAGUAAUGACGAUGAGAAAGUUAAUUUGCUUACUCUACAGAAGCGUGAAUUACCAUGUCCACAAGAAUAUCGUGAACAGUUUGAGCAUCCAUCAACACGUGAAUUUAUUGGCUUCGAUUUAAGUUGGAUACGUUCAUCAGCAACUAAGAUAUGUAGUCAAUCUUUAUGGAUUUUAAUUUUGGCUUUAGUAUCACAUAGUUACUGCACAUUAACUGCUUACCUUCGAUAAUUCAACAGGCAUAAGAGACAAAAGAAAAUGUAAGAAAAAACAAAUUUUAAUAUUAAAAUGCUAUAGCAACUGGUGUCACUCUAUUAUCACGCAUAAUGAAUAUGAAAAUGAGUGUGUGAUGCAUGAAGAAGACUUUUUAACGUAAGCUUUGUAAGAGAAAGAAAAAUUAUUUUUGGGCUAUUAAUUGAGACAAGUUUAAGGAAUAAAAAUUUAUUUUAAUUAUACACAAGGGAAUAGGAUCAGACUAGUUAUGUGUUUAACUAUGAAUUGUUUGGUAGUUAAUAGUGUGAGGGAAAGUUGUGAGGGAAAAUUAUAAAGUUAAUAAAUUUUAAUAAUAAAUUAAUUAAGAAGUUCAAACUUUAAAACAGCACCUGAAUCCAACUUCUUCAGAAUACUAUGAUAAUGUCUUAACAGGUCUACAGCGAGAUACAUUUUAAGUAAAGGACAUUUCUAAUUUUUUAUGAAAUUUUAAAACAACUGGGAAAAAAUAACUUCUCUGAAAAUUCAAAACAGUCCUUCGACAGUUCUAGCAGCAUAGUUUUAAGGCAGUGUUUUCCAAACUGUGCUGUGCUACAUACUAUUUUAACACUAGUCCUUAACAGACAAAUGAAUAUACUCUUGGGACCAUAACAUAUUCAAAAAAAAAUAUGUUUAGAACAUACUC
Messenger RNA from Chironomus riparius, 3164 nucleotides. NCBI's taxonomy places the organism in Eukaryota, Metazoa, Arthropoda, Insecta, Diptera, Chironomidae. The record is from the annotation of a GenBank genome assembly.